Molecule: messenger RNA, 2739 nt
Organism: Trichogramma pretiosum
Lineage: Eukaryota; Metazoa; Arthropoda; Insecta; Hymenoptera; Trichogrammatidae
Product: protein SET-like
Exons: 5
Coding region: 89-1270 (393 amino acids)
Source: RefSeq, a predicted model, not a curated record
ACGAGUCUUGACUUCUUCAACGGUCAGUCUUAGUCAGCUGAAUAUCGUGUUCGCAUGUAUACAGUGCCCUACAUUUUGUGCGUGUAAAAUGUCUGUCAAUGAAACUAAAUAUCACACGAAAAUUAAUAAAGAAGAAUUCGUAUUUACGUGGGUGAUUGAUAAUUGGCCAUCACAGCUUUCGUUAACGGGUGCAUCAAGAAUGUCGUCGCCAAUUUUCAAUGUCGGGAGUAAUAAAGAAUUGAAGUUUUAUUUACAAUUUUCUGAAAGGAUUGGCAACUCACAUUCUUCAUAUGGGGAUUUAAGUUUAUUCUGUUUAAAGAGAAAUAUAGAACUACCAUGCAAGUACAAGAUAUCAGUUAUCAAGGAUCAGCCAAUUGUUAGCACGGCGCCGGGACGCAGCUCGAGCGAGGUGCUGAUCGGCGAGGUGGACAUACCCAUGCGCGACGACAACGACAUCGACGCCGAGAGCAGCGAGGAGACGACGUUCUCCAAGAAGUGCAUCGUCCGCAACAAAGCCUACUCGCACAGUCAGACGAUACCGUCGUUCGACCUGAACUCGCACUGCCUGUGCGUGGCCGGCGAGGUUUACUGCUGGUGGCAAACGGCUCAGCGCAGCAGCAGUGACGCGCCUCUAACGCUAUCGACCGAAUCGCCGCCCUUGCCUUCGACCCGCAAAGCCACGACGGAGAACAACAAUGCCUGGAUAGACGAGGACGAUGAUCAGGAUUACUCGGGGUCGGUAUCAGAGCAGCCGCAAGAGGCCUAUCAAUCUGCGCAGCAGCAGCAACAACAACAGAAUAUCAAUCAUCCGACAGAUUCAUCGAUGGAGGACGAGGUGAAUGACGACGACGACGACGACGACGAUGACGAAGACGACCAAGACGACGCCGAGGAGGACGACAGCUACGAGCCAGACGACGUUGAUGAGGACGAGGAAGACGAGGCCAAAAAGGACGAUAAAGCCAAAGCAGCGGUUGCCUCCUCGCCCGAGGUCGAGAAUUCCACGGCUGCAGCGGCAGCGUCAACGACGGCCAAAACACCAGCGACGUGUCUCGUCAUGGGAAGAACGUAUCGGGCCGGCGAGGUGCUGCCGCACACGACGGGCAACUGCGUCGAGUGCAGCUGCGGCCAGCAGGGCAGAAUCGAGUGCGCGCCCCACGACUGCGUCGGCCUGAGGCCGCAGCGGCCCGGCGGCGGCGGCGGCGGUAGCAGCAACGACCUCGAGCUCUUCGAUCUCGAUCGCGAUCCCGGCAUCUACGAGAGCUUCUAAGCUUUCACACGUACAGCCUAAUACGUAUUAGCGGAUCGUCGUGGCGUAAGGAAGAAAACGUCGUCGUUUUGAGAUCGAGGAACAAAGUUUGUCCACGAGGUGUACCACUGAAAUAUAAAGCUCGAUUAUUUUUAAUAUAAUUAUAUAAUGUACUCUGAGCAAAGUAUGAAAAUAAGUUUUGUUAUUUUGAAAACUCGCAGAAUCAGGUUAUUUCAAUCAAAGAUAAUUCAAGGCUCUUUUCGAAUAUUACUCCAAAGACAGCUUUACAAAGUAUAAAUAUAAUACAAAAGAUUAUUAUCACAUAACUUAAGAUUAAAUGAACUUAACGUUUCACUGAUGCUUUUAAUUACGAAAUGAUAUAAGCUUCUUCAAUCCACCGCGCUAAGCCUAGGCAAUCGAGAUAAUCUUUGUAAUCGUGUUCGGGGCGGUGGAUCGCAAUUAUGAUAUAUCACAUAGAAGCUUGCGCUGAAAUUACAAUUAUUUGCCAGCGAUGAAUUUCAUCAACAAACGUUAUUCAGAAUAUUUUUGAUGAUAGAUCGAAGUCGGACCUUUAGUUAGCUCUUAAUCUGUGAAUUUUAAAAAAUAAAGUAAUUCAAAUUUUAGAACAAAUGUUUGAUAAUAACGAUAAACAAAAAUAUCGAUACCUUUAGAAAAUGAACGCACAUUCGAAUAAUCAAAAAGUUUUUCAUGUAACAUUAAAUAUGGAAAGAAAAGGAGAAUGAAAAAAUGAUCAGAUUAGAUUAGAUUAUAAUAAUGGAAACCAAAAUAUUUACCACAAAAAACUUCACAAUUUUCGAUCUUAGUGAUGAUAGAUUAAUAAAAAUGUAAAUAUAUUUAGCGCGACAACAAGAAACAUUUGUGUACAGUGGUUAGUACGCGAUCUGCAAAUAGUAUACUAAAAGAUUUUAAACAAUGUAAUAGGAUCAGCUCGUGAUAAAGUAAUCGAAAAGUCAUUUAUUUUGAAUACUCAAAACGCGAAUUGAAGAAAAAUAAUAAAAAAUAACUGUCCUAUAGAUUAUUUCCGAUUGCAGAAUACUAAAAUAUCCCUGCGCAUUCGUAUAAGCAGUAUAGACUCCGAUAACAGACAAUUUUCGACAUAUCGACAAAAACGUUUUCCUAAAAUUGAUAAAUUUUGCAUCAAGACAUGUUCGACGAAAAAUAAGCGCUAGUCAUUACGAUAUAAAGAUGGUGAUAACAUUAAUAUCGAUUCAACAAUUUUAUAUAGCGUAGAAUUUUUUCAUAAAAAUGAAAUUCAUAAGCCUAAUGUACUUACAUUUAUCUCUUAUUGUAUUUGGGUCUAUAGAAUUACAACGUAGUCGUAUGAGACUUUCGUUGAUGUUGUUUAUACGUAGAAGAUCCUUAUAAACAAAACAAAGAUAUAAAGUUGUAUUCUUUUCACUUCGAAAUCUUAUAGACUUUGGAUACAAUAAAAAAGUCCAACGUGUUCCAUAAAUGCGUUAAAAAAUAAA